GUUAAAUAGUAGAAGAAGAAGAAGACUCUUCCGGGUUGGUUUGUUUUGCUUUUGUUGUCCAGGCAGUUAGCUUCAAGCUAAACAUGUCAGCUACAGAGGACGACACCGAGCUACGGGACCUGCUGAUCCAGAACCUGGAGAACAACGGAGUCCUCAACAAGCUCAAGGCAGAGAUGAGGGCAGCAGUGUUCCUCGCGAUGGAGGAGCAGGACAAACUGGAGGUGAAGAAUAAAAGUCCACUAGUCAACGAGAACCUGGAGAAAUGUCUCAACACCAGAGAAGGACGUCUGGUGGCCGGUCUCAUCGUCGACUUCCUGCAGGUCUUUAACCUGGACUUCAGCCUGGCAGUGUUCCAGCCGGAGACCAACUCGCUCAACAGUGUGGACAGUCGUGAUCUUGUCUGUAGAGAUCUUGGUCUCUCAGAGUCUGAGGUGAACAGGAAGUGUCCUCUGCUGCUGGAGCUGGUGACGAGAGGACGACACAAAGCUGCUGAGGAGCCGUCUCAGAAACACAUCGCACUCGCUAGGAAGAAGUUCGACUUCUACGACAAGGACGGGAACGGCUCGGUUGGAAGAGAAGAUCUGAAGAACGUCUUCACAGAUCUGUUCCCCGGUUUGAACAAGACCAUGUUGGAGCACUUCAUCACCGAUGAGCUCCGAGCUGCAGACCAGAGCUUCUCCUGCACUGUUGACUUCCAGAUGUUCGUGGGCCUCUACAAGCGUCUCUUCUCCCAGUGCAGAGCUGUGGUGUUUCAGGACCCUUCAGGGGGGUCUCCUGAGGAGAAGGUCCUCUCGCCUGUCACUAAGCAUCUGGACAGUACGGCCUCUCCGGGUACAGUAGACGUCCAGCUGCCAGGUUCUAGACCCGGUGGGGCGUCUCUGUGCCUUGAGAGGAGGCCCGAGGAAGAGGAGGAAGAGGAGGAGGAGGAGGAGGAGGAUGGCGGGGAUUCGUUCUUUGACGACCCGAUGCCCAAACCACAGAAGACCUACGGCUGUGACGUCCCCCUGAGGAAGGAGUGUCUCUCUGCGCCAGUUGUGUCCCCCGUGAGGAGGGACAGCCUCAGCGAGAAGGGGGGGGCCAGAGGGAGUCCAGCCGGGUCCCCGGGACCAGGAGGAGGAGCCAAAGGAGGAAGCAGCGCGUCGGAGCAGAGCCACAGCAGGACCGGACCUCAGGCCUCCAGACGCCUCAGAGACUCCAAGGCCGCCAUCGAUCCAACCGGAUCCCUGCAUUUAGACGACGACGUUGAAUACGACGACGACUUCAACAGCCAUCGGUCGGACCUCUCAAAGAGCGAGCUGAGCAUCGGGGAGGAGAUCGAGGAAGUCUCCAUCGAGGGACCCGACGUCAGCAACCAGGGGGGGGACAGCACGCAGGACCUGAGCGUCUCUCAGCUCAGCCGGAGUCACGGGGCCGACUACAUGGAGGAGGUGCCCUGAGCCUCCCAGCAUGCACCUCUUCCUCCUCCCCCUCCAUAUUUAAGUCUACACCUUAAACAAGCCAAUAAAGUCAUUCGUAUCCUCCGUUUGUUUCUGAUUUACUCCUCUGUGAGCCGAUGGAGGGUUUAACGUUGCCAUGGUUACUGCAGGUUCUUUAUUUACAUGAAACGUGUAAAACCCACAAUAGUAUGAUUUAAAAUAAAUUGUGUUACUGAUGAGAUUAUUGU
Pungitius pungitius (ninespine stickleback) is the source of this 1663-nucleotide messenger RNA. It is a transcript of the gene cep43, whose product is annotated as centrosomal protein 43. The transcript is spliced from 17 exons. Lineage: Eukaryota; Metazoa; Chordata; Actinopteri; Perciformes; Gasterosteidae. Gene Ontology annotation, molecular function: protein binding; calcium ion binding. Gene Ontology annotation, biological process: microtubule anchoring. Gene Ontology annotation, cellular component: centrosome. The record is from RefSeq and is a predicted model, not a curated record. Bases 84 to 1436 code for a protein of 450 amino acids.